Messenger RNA from Miniopterus natalensis, 1770 nucleotides. RefSeq names its product solute carrier family 13 member 2 (gene SLC13A2). The record is from RefSeq and is a predicted model, not a curated record. Gene Ontology annotation, biological process: fumarate transport; succinate transmembrane transport; cellular response to lithium ion. Gene Ontology annotation, cellular component: plasma membrane. Gene Ontology annotation, molecular function: fumarate transmembrane transporter activity; sodium:dicarboxylate symporter activity; alpha-ketoglutarate transmembrane transporter activity. NCBI's taxonomy places the organism in Eukaryota, Metazoa, Chordata, Mammalia, Chiroptera, Miniopteridae.
AUGGCCACCUUCUGGCGGGGCCUGUGGGCCUACCGCAACUACCUGAUUGUCGUGCUCCUGCCCUUUGUCCUGCUGCCCCUGCCCAUCCUCAUUCCCACCCAGGCAGCCUACUGUGGCUACACCAUCAUCCUCAUGGCGAUCUUCUGGAGUGUCGAGGCCCUGCCCCUGGCUGUCACCGCCUUUUUCCCCCUCAUCUUGUUCCCCAUGAUGGGCAUAAUGAGUGCCAAAGAAGUGUGCAUCCAGUACCUUUCGGACACAAAUAUCCUGUUCAUCGGGGGGCUGCUGGUGGCCAUUGCAGUUGAGCACUGGAAUCUGCACAAACGCAUCGCCCUCAGUGUGCUCCUCAUCAUCGGCGUGCGGCCUGCUCUGCUGAUGCUGGGCUUCAUGGUGGUCACGGCCUUCCUGUCCAUGUGGAUCAGCAACACGGCUACCACGGCCAUGAUGGUGCCCAUUGCUCACGCCGUCCUGGAGCAGCUGCACAAGGGACCUCUGAGCAAGGACGCGGAGGAUGGCAGUGACAAUCCCACCUUCCAACUGGAGGAAACAAGUCCCCAGAAAGAAGUGACCAAAGUUGAUAAUGGGCAGGUCCACCCUGUCCCACCUGAUCCUUUGAAGCCAAGGGCACAGACGAAAGAGGAACAGCUCCAUUUUUCCAAGGGUAUGAGCCUGUGCGUGUGCUACUCAGCCAGCAUCGGGGGCAUCGCCACACUGACUGGCACCACACCCAACCUGGUGCUGCAAGGCCAGAUCGACAAGAUCUUCCUCAAAAAUGGCAAUGUGGUGAAUUUUGCCACCUGGUUCACUUUUGCCUUCCCCGCCAUGAUCAUCUUGCUGUUGCUUGCCUGGCUGUGGCUUCAGGUCCUCUUCCUGGGGUUCAACUUCCGGAAGAACUUUGGCAUGGGGGAGCAGGCACAGGAGCAACAGCAGGCGGCCUUCCAAGUCAUCCGAAAAGAGCACAGGCAGCUGGGCCCCAUGAGCUUUGCGGAAAUAGCUGUCACCAUCCUCUUUGCCCUCCUGGUGCUGCUCUGGUUCACCCGGGAUCCAGGCUUCUUCGUUGGCUGGGGCAGCCUGGGUUAUAUGGAUUCCGAGGGGAAACCCUUGAUGUCCGAUGGGACAGUGGCCAUGCUCAUCAGCAUAAUUAUGUUCAUCGUGCCCUCCAAGAUCCCAGGGCUGACUCAGGAUCCUGAAAACCCAAGGAAGCUGAAGGCUCCUCCUGCCCUCCUCAACUGGAAGACAGUGAACGAGAAGAUGCCCUGGAAUAUCGUAUUCCUGCUGGGUGGUGGCUUUGCCCUGGCCGAAGGCAGUGAGGCAUCGGGCCUGUCUGGCUGGUUGGGGGAAAAGCUGAUCCCACUCCAGCGUGUGCCGCCUCCUGCCAUUGUCUUCAUCCUCUGCCUCAUGGUUGCCACCUUCACUGAGUGCACCAGCAACGUGGCCACUACCACACUCUUCCUGCCCAUCCUGGCCUCCAUGGCUCAGGCCAUCUGCCUCCACCCUCUCUAUGUCAUGCUCCCUUGCACUCUGGCUGCCUCCCUGGCCUUCAUGCUGCCUGUGGCAACCCCGCCCAAUGCCAUCGUCUUCUCUUUAGGAGGACUCAAAGUGUCUGACAUGGCGCGAGCGGGAAUCGUGCUGAACAUCUUGGGCGUGCUGGUCAUCAUGCUGGCUAUCAACAGCUGGAGCUACCCCAUCUUUAACCUGCACACCUUCCCCUCCUGGGCCUACAACGCCAACACAACCCACUGCAUGGCGAACACCACCACCCCUAGCCCCUAG